UGUUACAAUCUUCCUUCGUUGCUCAUAUGCAAAGGAAUACCAGAUUGAAGCCAAACAUCUGAAGCUGGAAUCUCAAUUAAUAGGAUUAAAAAUGUUAGAUGCAUAUUAUAUAUGAUGCUCUCGGAUGAUUUGACCCUGGAAUGGAUUUAGAAGAGGCUUUUCAGGCGGUUGGGGAAUUCGGCAGACAUCAGAAGCGGAUGGUGACCGUCCUGGUUUUUCUACAGGUGUAUAUGGCAUGCCAGUCCAUGCUGAUAGUUUUAGUGGGUGCAGUGCCAGAAUAUCACAAACAGCCUGUUACUGAAGCUGGGGAUACAACUAAAGGAGUGACAUUUACUGAGGAUGUCAGUUCUAUUGUGACCGAGUGGUCUCUGGUUGAAGAAGAGGCCUAUAAGGUGAGCCUGGCAGGGUCCCUUUUCUUCGCCGGUGUCCUGAUAGGAAAUGUCCUGUUUGGACCGCUUUCUGAUAAGAUCGGAAGAAAGCCGGUUUUUCUUACUGGUCUGUUUUUUGAAGUCUUGUUUGGAUAUGGCACUGCAUUAGCUCCCAGUUAUGAGAUCUUCGCCUUGUCCCGCCUGUUGGUAGGGUUGAUGAAUGGAGGCAUGGCUUUGGUCUGCUUCGUCCUCACUCAGGAAUACGUGGGAAAGUCGUACUGGGCGAUGACAGGAACCUUGACUAAUAUGACCUUCGCAGUGGGCAUCUGCCUCUUUGCCGCUUUAGGUUACUGUGUUCGGCCUUGGAGGAGCUUGGCAACCGCCGCCAACUGUCCUGGACUUUUGCUCUUCCUGCUUUGCGUGACUCUGCCAGAAUCUCCACGCUGGCUGUAUUCUCAGGGUCAUACGAAGCAGGCUGAGGACAUUCUGCAGUAUUUCGCUGUGAGGAACGGCAAAGGCAGAAUUCCAAUUAAACUCCGCCGGACCGUCAGCACUUGCACUCCUGAUGGAUCCAGUCCUGGGGUUUUCCAGCUGGUCACACAUCCCGUACUACGGCGGAGAACUAUGGUGCUCAUGUAUGUAUGGUAUGUCUGUAGCCUCGUGUAUUACGGGUUGACCCUCAAUGCCAGUGAAGAUGAAGGAAAUCGCUAUCUUAGUGUUGCUAUGUACGGACUGGUGGAACUUCCGGCUUACCCUCUCUGCAUGUACUUCAUUAACAAACAGUGGGCAGGCAGGCGGAAGUCAUUGGCUGUCUUUCUUGCCUUUGCUGGUGUGUCUUGUAUGCUCACAAUGUUUGUACCGGUCUCAGGGACCUUUCUGAAUGCCACAUCUCUGGCUCUAGUGGGAAAACUGAUGGUCAGUGCAGCAUUUAAUAUUGUAUAUGUGUACACAUCAGAGCUCUACCCAACCGUGAUCAGGAAUGCAGGGUUGGGUGUGUGUUCCAUGUCCUGUAGAGUAGGAGGGAUUUUGGCGCCAUUCGUGCCGAGCAUGAGAACACUGCAUGCCUCUUUGCCGUUUAUGGUGUUCUGUUUGAGCGGUUUAUCAGCGAGCUGCCUCGGGCUCUUACUGCCGGAAACCCUCAAUAAACCUUCAGCGGAAACACUCGAUGAACUUUCCAGCCCCACCUAUCAGCGAAUAUUAGAGCCACAGUUUGUGAACAUUCCUGACCACAGUGGCUGGUGUCCUAUUAUUGUGCCAAGCGCAGAUUCAAACACUCAUACACUACAGAUGGCGCUUUGCUGAGAGCAGUUUUUCUGAACUUAGGUCACCUUUGACCCGUUCCUCAAGGUGAUGUCAGCAUUGACGCAGAUGAACGGUGUUCAGGUAAACCACAGAAAAUGGGAGCUGGAAGCUUUAAAGAAGCCGACGCAAAACAACCAACCUACAAACCUGUUUUUCCUUUGUUUCCGUCGAGGUUUCCUUGCUGUAAUCGCAGCCUGUGGUGCUGCGUGUAGCUGACAGAACAGGUUAAGGGAGCAGGACUAAUAACUGUUUUCAUUCUUAAACGUGUCUUCCUGCAAGGCCUGGCGGGUGUUAUAUCACAGGGAGAUAAAUAGCAGGUACAGAGGGUGUGUUCUUCUGACUGCAUCAUUUAUAUUUAUACCCUGUGUUCAACCAAACCAAAUAAAUUUGUUAUUGUCUGUCGCAGACAUUAUAAUAAUUACAUGGUUUGCAUCCCACCGAGGUCAGGGAACAUGUAAAAGAUGACUUGAAUUGACAUCUCUCAUCCAUUACUUUUUAUGUUAAAAAAUAAAGGAAAAUGUCAAUCACUGCGCAAGUAAAUAAGAAAUCUGUGUUGAAAAAUGUUCCAUUUGUGCGCUUAACAUAACGUUUUAUCGUUUGAGCUGUCAGUCUGAUUUUGGGGGAGUUGGUAAAUUGACAUAAUUAGAUUUCAAAAACAAUUGCAUAAGAUUUACAUAAGAAAAACUGAAUUCAGAUUUCAGAAAGAUGUGGUUCCCAAGAAUCAAUAAAACAGAAUAAAAA
Messenger RNA from Triplophysa dalaica, 2411 nucleotides. RefSeq names its product solute carrier family 22 member 15 (gene slc22a15). The coding region runs from base 141 to 1670 and encodes 509 amino acids. Gene Ontology annotation, biological process: transmembrane transport. The transcript is spliced from 13 exons. Gene Ontology annotation, cellular component: membrane. Gene Ontology annotation, molecular function: transmembrane transporter activity. NCBI's taxonomy places the organism in Eukaryota, Metazoa, Chordata, Actinopteri, Cypriniformes, Nemacheilidae. The record is from RefSeq and is a predicted model, not a curated record.